This is a messenger RNA of Rhipicephalus sanguineus (brown dog tick), 1912 nucleotides long. RefSeq names its product calsequestrin-2. Gene Ontology annotation, molecular function: calcium ion binding. The transcript has 12 exons. Gene Ontology annotation, cellular component: sarcoplasmic reticulum lumen. NCBI's taxonomy places the organism in Eukaryota, Metazoa, Arthropoda, Arachnida, Ixodida, Ixodidae. Gene Ontology annotation, biological process: regulation of release of sequestered calcium ion into cytosol. The record is from RefSeq and is a predicted model, not a curated record. The coding region runs from base 267 to 1784 and encodes 505 amino acids.
GUUCUGCCGCUGCGCGCUUUGUUGUCGGUCGCGGGGCGGUCGUUCUUAUCGCUGUGUAACGGACAAGUGCGUCAAGCCGAGUCGAUAGGACGCCGGUGCGGAGAAGAGGCGUUGCUCGACGGCACCUUCCGGUCGCUACAGUCGGUCACUGUGCGCAAAACCGUGCAUCUACGACGAAGCAAGCGUCUGAAGCCCCGUGCUGCUGCGACAACAGCUGACAGUGAGAUCCAGUGCUCACACACCGCAAGCGUCAGGUGGAAGCGGCGAUGCGUAGUAGCAUAGCUUCGUGUUUGCUCGCGGCCUUGGUUGCCGCGCUCUGUUCGCCGGCAUGCGGCACCGUACGCGACCUGUUAGGCAUGUUGGACGUGCCAACGCACGACGGCGUUAUUCGGGUGUGCCGACUGGAGACUAGCCAGGCCCUGGUUCAGGCCGCGGCCGAGACCAGCGGUACCACGCUCGUGGUUCGUGUGUCCAGCGACGCCGGGGCGAGGAAGCAGCCGUGCGGAGCCGAGGACGCCUUCGAGACUGCAGCCCAGCUGUUGGAAGGAGACAAUUUUAAGUUCUGCGAUGUUCCCGAAUCUAUCGUCAGAGAGACCGUGCCGACCGCCACUGUGGGCAGCUGGUUCCUCUUCCGCCAGGGCAGGGCGGUCCCUUACAGUGGCAGGAGAACGUCAUCGUCUCUUCUGUCCUGGUUACAAAAGGCAUCCCAACCCAGCGUAUCGGUGAUUACGGGCAAGGUGGACAAGACAGCCUUUGAUCAAGUGCACGAAAUCAAGGUUGUUGGUUUCUUCGUUAAUGGCGCCGCAGACUACAAGCUCUUUGAGGAAGCCUCAAUUACCGAAGGUCACCACGCUCGAUUUUAUGCUGUCUUCGAUAGAAAUGUGGCCAAGCAUAUGAAGUUGGACAUGGUUGGUCAGAUCGCCCUUUACAGUCCGUUUGUCAAGCAGCCGGUUACCUGCCCGCAGAACCCGGCAAGCUUGCAAGACAUCCGCGCGUUCAUACGUCAGCACAAGCACGUUGUCCUGACCAAGGUUGACGAGCACAAUCUGUACGACCCUGAACUGGUGGAUCCGAGCCGCGUGACUGUGCUGGCCGUAGCCGACCAGGCUUCACCACUCGGUGGCUACUUCCUGCGGCUCCUGCAUCGCACACUGCGCAACGUCACCAACACCACCGCUUCGGCCGGCACCGUCCCGCACUUCAACCUUCUCUGGGUGGACCCCUCUGUUAUGCCCACGGCUCACACGAUGCUCAAGCAAAUUGGCCAAACGGGACCUGGGCCUCACCUCGUCACGGAUCAAGGCGAAUGGUUCGACAUGUCGAGUCUCAACGCUACCGGAGGCCGAGGGUCUGAUGAGGAGAACGUUCACAAGCUUCUACUUUGGUUUGCCUCUUUGGCGGCGCCAGGAGCAGCAUCCGCAGCUGAUGGAACCGGGGAAUCAGGCACGUGGCGAUUCAGCGAACUUCCAGCCUCCCAGAUCGGCGCCGAAGGGGGCAAUGUCGAGCUGCGCUGCACCGUGCUGGACCCAGCGGCCGGCGACUGCCUGUGGCUGCGCGACGGCCGUAACGUGGGCGCCAGCCUGUCCCGACUGCCGCAUCUGUCGUGGGCCGGCGCUGGUCGGGACGGUGACUGCAGCCUCGUGGUGCGCGGCCUGACCCGUGGCCGCGACGAUGGCUCCUGGGUGUGCCAGGUCACCGGAGACGCCCUGCACCCGACGCUCACGUCGCCGCCCGCUGUUCUAGUCAUCUCUUCCGGUGCCGCAACAGCGAAAACGGAACUGUAAGUCCUGGCUAACGGAUAUUUGAAGUGGACUGUUUACUGUUACAGAUUACACUCAUGAGCAUAAUUUAUUAAAAGUGCGCACAUGGAUGCGAUUGUACCAUAUAUGAAUAAACUUGUUAUAUAUUUUGA